AUGGCCGCCUUAGACGACAUUAGCUACUUUAGAGAAGACAGAGCUUUUGAGCAUGUGGAAAGUGACUAUGAUAGCCUGUUUGCAUCACUGAGUCAAGACUGGCAUCGUGAGGACCGUGUGUGCUAUGGGAGUCCUCCACUUGCCACUGGAGAGUCCUCGUUUCAGAGAGAAGGGCUGGUUAAUGUGAGCACCGCGUGGGGACCGGGGUCGGGGGUCGGGGGCGGUAUGCGAGGCGCUCGGCUGAGGCCGACCGCAGGGAAGUGGAGCCCGGAGCCCACAGGUAAUCUGAGCCCCGAGGAGUGAGACGCCCGUGCUUUCUGCAUGCAGUUAGCAGCCCGUAUUUGGCAUUGAGACCUGGAGGACUUUUUUUCAGCUGUUGGCAAGGUUCGCCAUGUGCGUUUCAUCUCAGAUCGGAACUCAUAUCGCUCUAAAGGCGUGGCCUGUGUGGAAUUCUGUGAAAUCCAGUCUGUGCGCUGGCCAUUGGCAGAGAAGGACUUACUGGCAGCCAGGACCAACAACCCGGAGGGUAGUGGUGGGCUGAUGCGUCCCUGUGUGGACUGCUUGCUCGGUAGCACUGAGGACAUACUCCGCGGCAUCUGUGAGCCCUUCAGCAAAGCCCUGGAACAACUGAAUGGCUUUGAACUUGCUGGUCCUGUGAGAGUUGGUCACGUGACUGAGCAGUUAGAUGGUGGCACAGACAUCACUUUUCCUGAUGGGGACCAGGAGCUGGAUCUUGGAUCAACAGGCUCUGGAAUUCAGCUGUCAACCACAGCUUCAGCCGCCCAGGCUGCUGCCUUGCAACUGAACGGGGCGGUUCCCUUGGGAGCUUGGAAGCCAGUGGCUCUGACUGAUAGACUUAAAUUGGGAGAGGGAGGUGGUGUUUGGGCUUGGGAAGAGGGAGUGCUCUGCUCACUCAGCUACUCCGUUCUUUGUUCUAGCUCAGAGUCCAGCCUGGGCCUCACCUCACAGGCAGUUGCAUCCCUGUGCUUCCAUCUCUGCAGCUUUUUCACUCCCGACCAUGUGAGUCUCAGGCCCUGGUUUAUUCUAGUGUCUGGCUUUCUUGUGGCUUCCAUUUACCCUUUUCCUUGCCAGAGGUAAAUCAGUGGCACAGCACCCUGCCUCCCUGUGCCUGUGAAUCCUGCUGCUUGCUUCUUCAUAUCUACACUGCUCCUGCCUGACUUCCGUUUUGUGGACCAAGCCGUCCUGAGGACAAGGACAUUGACUGCAGGAAUUGGGGCCACUCAGAAAUGAAGAAAGCUGCUGCCCGUACCGCUUUGGGAAUGGACUGGUUCAGCAAAGCCCCCAGCUGGAGAGAUCAGGAUCCACACCUACACUGAGUACCAAGAUGACUUUCCUGCCCUUUCCCACCAAGUCUCAGUGAUUCCUGGCUCCGCCCCCACUGGGAAGGCCAAGGGGCAUUAACACAUGGGUUAACCUCUCUCCAUUCCCUGUACCCUCACCUGUAACCUGUUAUAGGAAACGUGGUGGACCUCUAGAUCCGGAAGACCCUGGAGUCCAGGGUGUGCACCAGCGCUGGCUUUCGGCUGCAAGGACCCUGGAAGAUCACGUGAACAUGUGCACGUGGAGCCUGCCUUAGGCCUCAGUUUGGUGCAGCUGAAGGGCAAGAACUGCUACUGCAGGCUCAGGCUCUUGCUGGGAGGAGUAGGGAACAUCUGUCUUGCGAGGCAGCUGGGAUGCCUCAGGGGCUUUUGGAGUUCAGGAAAAGAAGGUGAGGCACCUUUCCAGUCUCUUCAUCUUCCUUUGCGUACCCCCCAGCUCCUCCCGUUGGCUUAGGCUGGGAGGAUGGCGCGGGUGCUGAUGCUCCUCACUUCUUCCUGUGUGCCUCCACUGUGGCCUCACCCCCAGUGGUUAAAGCCCCUCCUACCCCUACCUGGGCAUGUGUGAGCCCUUCUCACUGGGUUUUAUACCCUGUGUUGUACAUAUAAAUAAAUAUAUAAACUUUGUACAGGGGGCUGGGGAUUUAGCGCAGUGGUACAGCGCCUGCCUG
Molecule: messenger RNA, 2008 nt
Organism: Chinchilla lanigera (long-tailed chinchilla)
Lineage: Eukaryota; Metazoa; Chordata; Mammalia; Rodentia; Chinchillidae
Gene: Rbm23
Product: RNA binding motif protein 23
Biological process (GO): mRNA processing
Cellular component (GO): nucleus
Molecular function (GO): RNA binding
Source: RefSeq, a predicted model, not a curated record